This is a messenger RNA of Haliotis rubra (blacklip abalone), 1395 nucleotides long. RefSeq names its product sulfotransferase 1B1-like. The transcript is spliced from 4 exons. The coding region runs from base 1 to 642 and encodes 213 amino acids. Gene Ontology annotation, molecular function: sulfotransferase activity. NCBI's taxonomy places the organism in Eukaryota, Metazoa, Mollusca, Gastropoda, Lepetellida, Haliotidae. Gene Ontology annotation, biological process: sulfation. Gene Ontology annotation, cellular component: cytoplasm. The record is from RefSeq and is a predicted model, not a curated record.
AUGUGGCGAGUGCCGGUUGCGAAAGUGGUCAGGGCCUAUCUGAUAUGUGGUGAUGAUGAUGACUACGACGAAAAGCAUGGUGAUAAUGACGACGAUGCUGAUGACGACGACGAUGACGAUGACGGAGAUGGUGAUGAUGACAUGUUGGCGUCGUCUGGGUUCUUGUUGAUGUGUUCGGAAAUGACAGACGAUUUACGGAGGUCUGGCACGCACUGGGUGUGGGAAAUGGCCCGUCUUCUUCUGUCGGAGGAUACCGCAACUGUUAUCAAUAAGGAGAAAUUCAUGAUAGAGUUUGUUGGAAACGAUGUCUUGGAGAAACUGCCAUCCCCGCGGAUCCUAAACACGCACUGUCUUGUUGAACAGCUGCCACGUGGUGUGUUUGAGAAGAAGUGCAAAAUAAUCUACAUCCUCCGAAACCCCAAGGACAUGGCAGUGUCGUUCUUCCACCACCACAAGAAACUGACUAUAAUUUAUGAUUAUCAUGGGAAAUGGGAAAACCACUUAUCUUUACUGAUGGAUGGAAAAGGUGAAGUUGGCGACUGGAAAAAUUACUUCACCGUGGCCCAGAACGAGGCUUUUGACAGACUAUACAAGGAAAACAUGGGUGAUUGUGACAUAAACUUUAGAUACACGCUGAAGUAAGGAACGAAGACCAAGGUGUCAGAUGGAAAAUGUAUACCCAUGCUGAUAGGAGAACAGAAACUAAUAACAACAACAGUGUUCGAAUCCCAAAUUGGACUCAACAAAAAACACGUUCUAGAAUCUGUACUUUAUUUUUAAAAGUGUAAUCCCAAUAUAGCGUAAGUUAUCAUUCCACCACAGGUAAUAAUAUUCAUAUUGAAUUCUGUUAUUCAAAAACGUGUGUAUGAAGACAUUGUGAUAUAGCAAAACGCCCAAAACAAUUCACUCUUUUGAAUCGUAUUGGUGUCAGGGGUAAGUUGUCUCAAAUCAUUCAAAGUCUGUAUUCAAAUGUCACUGCCUGUGUUAUAAACAAUCACUUGAAUUCUGAUAUCUUGAAAUGUCCCAUAGACUGCAGACAAUGGUGUAUUACGAGUCAGUUAAUGUUAUCUGUAUAAAUAAAUGGGUUUCAAACUAGAGUGAGUGAGUUGCUCGUUACGCCGCUUUUAGCAAUAUUCCAGAAAUAUCAGGGCAGGGGGCUCCAGAAAUGGGCUUCACACAUUGUACCCAUGUGGUGAAUCGAACCCGGAUCUUCGGCGUGACGAGCUAAUGCUUUAACCAGUAGGCUACCCCACCGCCCUGUUAGCAACUACAACUGAAUGCUCAAACUGUUUUGUGAUGCAACUUAUACCCGAUAUAGUGAAAUUGUACUUACUGUUUUCGUCGACGGCUGUUGUAGAAGGGGGUGGGGUUAUAAAAAGAUUUUUCGUGAGCUAA